This is a messenger RNA of Hermetia illucens (black soldier fly), 939 nucleotides long. RefSeq names its product farnesol dehydrogenase-like. Bases 65 to 853 code for a protein of 262 amino acids. The record is from RefSeq and is a predicted model, not a curated record. Lineage: Eukaryota; Metazoa; Arthropoda; Insecta; Diptera; Stratiomyidae. The transcript is spliced from 3 exons.
AGAUCCACUGUAGCUCGCAGUCCACUUCAGUGCUUCAAAAGAUUCAUAGCCAAAAGAGCUCAAAAUGGAACGUUGGCGUGGAAAAGUCGCGAUCGUAACGGGAGCAAGUUCGGGUAUAGGUGCUGCGCUUGUAAAGGAUCUAGUGCAUUACGGCGUUCAAGUAGUGGCUCUAGCACGGCGAGACGACCGGCUCAAGGAGAUACGUGACAGUCUGCCGGCCGGCCAAAAGGCCUUAGUGCAUCCGAUAAAGUGUGAUAUUACCCAAGAAGAGGACAUAAAGAGUGCAUUUGCAUGGGUCGAGAAGAAUUUGGGUGGUGUGGACAUACUAGUGAACAAUGCUGGCGUCCUACGAAUGACCGCUGCUCUGAAGCCGGAUAACUCUCAGGAUAUAAAAGACACUAUAAAUACGAAUGUGAUAGGAUUGGCCUUCUGCACUCGGGAAGCAUAUCAUUCUAUGAAGCGUCGUAAUGUUAGUGGUCAUAUAUUUUUGGUGAACAGUCUGGCAGGACAUCGUGUUCCUGAUUUUGGCCCCUCUAUGUCAUCAAGUGUGUAUGCCGCUUCUAAAUAUGCUGUAACCGCAUUGACGGAAAUAUACCGCCAAGAGUUGGCUAAUGCUGGAACAAAAAUCAAAGUGACUAGCAUAAGCCCAGGACCAGUUGAUACCGAGAUAUUUCCAGGCGCUAUAAACAUGAUAAAAGACAAAGUAAAAAUAUUGGACCCCGAGGAUAUCUCUGAGUCAAUAAUCUAUGCAUUAUCUACAAAACCGCAUGUUCAGGUGCAAGAUAUCAUUUUGAGGCCCUUGGCGGUUGAUAUGCCAUCACUAGUUAAACAGUUAACAACGGAAAAAAAGUAAUCAUAAAUUAUUGGAAGUAAUUCAAUAUGUUUAGGUGUUAAAUGAUUUUUUUAAAAUAUAAAAUAUAGAUAUACAAGUCGAUUGUA